CAUCCAUGGCACGGAGCGGCGGCGGCGGCAGGAGCCCGGCGCGAUCCGCUAGGUCCCAGCCCCGCGCAGAGCGAGCAGGCGACGCGGCGGGGCCCGGCCUCAACCGGCCCGGGGGCACCGCGCAGAGAGCCGGGCCGCGCCGCUGGGGGCCGGCCGCGCUGCGCUGACAGCCGCGCCCGCGUCCUCCCCGCCGGGGCGCUCGCCGGACAUGCCCCCGGGGCGCGGCGGCGGGGACCCCGGGGCUUGCCUCCGCCCAGGGCCCCCCGCCCCGCCCUCGAGCGCCCCGGGCCCCCGCUGAGCACGCCUCCCGCACGCCCGGAUCCCUCCGGCCGGCGCGCAGACGGGCCCCAGCGCUGUCGGUCCCCGCGGGGCGAUGGGCUGAUGGGCGCCGCGGGACGCAGGAUGCGGGGGGCGCCCGCGCGCCUGCUGCUGCCGCUGCUGCCGUGGCUCCUGCUCUUGGCGCCUGAGGCCCGGGGCGCGCCCGGCUGCCCGGUCCCCAUCCGCAGCUGCAAGUGCUCGGGGGAGCGGCCCAAGGGGCUAAGCGGCGGCGCCCCCAGCCCGGCGCGCAGGAGGGUGGUGUGCGGCGGCGGGGACCUCCCGGAGCCUCCCGAGCCCGGCCUUCUGCCUAACAGCACCGUUACCCUGCUCUUGAGCAACAACAAGAUCACAGCGCUCCGGAACGGCUCCUUCGUGGGACUGCCCCUGCUGGAGAAACUGGACCUGAGGAACAACAUCAUCAGCACCGUGCAGCCGGGCGCCUUCCUGGGUCUGGGGGAGCUGAAGCGCUUAGAUCUCUCCAACAACCGGAUUGGCUGUCUCACCUCUGAGACCUUCCAAGGCCUCCCCAGGCUUCUCCGGCUAAACAUAUCUGGAAACAUCUUCUCCAGUCUGCAGCCUGGGGUCUUUGAUGAGCUGCCAGCCCUCAAGGUUGUGGACUUCGGCACCGAGUUCCUGACCUGUGACUGUCGCCUGCGCUGGCUGCUGUCCUGGGCCCGGAAUCGCUCCGUGCAGCUGUCGGAGCGCACGCUCUGUGCCUACCCCAGCGCCCUGCACGCCCAGGCCCUGGGUGGCCUCCAGGAGGCCCAGCUGCGCUGCGAGGGGGCCCUGGAGCUGCACACACACCACCUCAUCCCAUCCCUCCGCCAAGUGGUCUUCCAGGGCGACCGGCUGCCCUUCCAGUGCUCGGCCAGCUACCUGGGCAACGACACCCGCAUCCGCUGGUACCACAACCGGACCCCGGUGGAGGGUGACGAGCAGGAGGGCAUCCUUCUGGGCGACAGCCUCAUCCACGACUGCACCUUCAUCACCAGUGAGCUGACCCUGUCUCACAUCGGCGUGUGGGCCUCAGGCGAAUGGGAGUGCUCCGUGUCCACGGUCCAGGGAAACGCCAGCAGGAAGGUGGAGAUCGUAGUGCUGGAGACCUCGGCCUCCUACUGCCCCGCUGAGCGCGUCGCCAACAACCGAGGGGACUUCAGGUGGCCUCGAACUCUGGCUGGCAUCACAGCCUACCAGUCCUGCCUGCAGUACCCCUUCACCUCGGUGCCCCUGAGCGGGGGUGCCCCCGGCACCCGAGCCUCCCGCCGGUGUGACCGAGCUGGCCGCUGGGAGCCGGGGGACUACUCCCCCUGUCUGUACACCAAUGACAUCACCCGGGUGCUCUACACCUUCGUGCUGAUGCCCAUCAACGCCUCCAACGCGCUGACCCUGGCCCACCAGCUGCGCGUAUACACAGCCGAGGCCACCAGCUUCUCCGACAUGAUGGACGUCGUCUACGUGGCUCAGAUGAUCCAGAAGUUUCUGGGUUACGUUGACCAGAUCAAAGAGCUGGUGGAGGUGAUGGUGGACAUGGCCAGCAACCUGAUGCUGGUGGACGAGCACCUGCUAUGGCUGGCCCAGCGCGAGGACAAGGCCUGCAGCGGCAUCGUGGGCGCCCUGGAGCGCGUUGGGGGCGCCGCCCUGAGCCCCCACGCCCAGCACAUCUCUGUGAACUCGAGGAACGUGGCCUUGGAAGCCUACCUCAUCAAGCCGCACAGCUACGUGGGCCUGACCUGCACAGCCUUCCAGAGGAGGGAGGUGGGUGGGCCAGGCACCCGGCCCUUGGGUCCCGGCCAGAACCCCUCUCCAGAGCCGGAACCCCUGGCUGACCAGCAGCUCCGCUUCCGCUGUACCACCGGGAGGCCCAACGUUUCUCUGUCGUCCUUCCACAUCAAGAACAGCGUGGCCCUGGCCUCCAUCCAGCUGCCGCCCAGUCUGUUCUCAUCCCUCCCCGCUGCCCUGGCUCCCCCGGUCCCCCCAGACUGCACCCUGCAGCUGCUCGUCUUCCGAAACGGCCGCCUCUUCCGCAGCCACGGCAACACCUCCCGCCCCGGAGCCGCUGGGCCUGGCAAGAGGCGUGGCGUGGCCACCCCCGUCAUCUUCGCGGGGACCAGUGGCUGCGGCGUGGGAAACCUGACCGAGCCGGUGGCCGUUUCGCUGCGGCACUGGGCUGAGGGGGCCGAGCCUGUGGCAGCUUGGUGGAACCAGGAGGGGCCAGGGGGGCCCGGGGGCUGGAGCUCCGAGGGCUGCCAGCUCCACUCCAGCCAGCCCAACGUCAGCUCCCUGCAGUGCCAGCACCUGGGCAACGUGGCCGUGCUCAUGGAGAUGAGCGCCUUCCCCAGGGAGGUGGGGGGCUCAGGGGCAGGGCUGCACCCUGUCGUGUACCCCUGCACGGCCCUGCUGCUGCUCUGCCUCUUCUCCACCAUCAUCACCUACAUCCUCAACCACAGCUCCAUCCACGUGUCCCGGAAGGGCUGGCAUAUGCUGCUGAACCUGUGCUUCCACAUGGCCAUGACCUCUGCCGUCUUCGCGGGAGGCAUCACACUCACCAACUACCAGAUGGUCUGCCAGGCGGUGGGCAUCACGCUGCACUACUCCUCACUGUCCACACUGCUCUGGAUGGGGGUGAAGGCCCGCGUCCUCCACAAGGAGCUCACCUGGAGGGCACCCCCGCCACAAGAAGGGGACGCUGCCCCGCCUGCCCCCCGACCCAUGCUCCGGUUCUAUCUGAUCGCAGGAGGGAUCCCACUCAUCAUCUGCGGCAUCACAGCCGCUGUCAACAUCCACAACUACCGGGACCACAGCCCCUACUGCUGGCUGGUGUGGCGCCCAAGCCUAGGAGCCUUCUACAUCCCGGUGGCCCUGAUUCUGCUCAUCACCUGGAUCUACUUCCUGUGCGCGGGGCUGCGCUUACGGGGUCCGCUGGCGCAGAGCCCAAAGGGGGGCGCCGGCAGGGUCUCCCUGGAGCCAGCGGAGGAGCUGAGGGGCUCCACCAGGCUCAGGAGCAGCGGCCCCCUCCUGAGUGACUCGGGUUCCCUUCUGGCCGCGGGGAGCUCAGGGGGGGUGACGCCCGGGCCGCUGGAGGAUGGCGACGGCCUCUAUUCUCCGGGGGUGCAGCUGGGGGCGCUGGUGACCACGCAUUUCCUCUACCUGGCCAUGUGGGCCUGCGGGGCGCUGACCGUGUCCCAGCGCUGGCUGCCGCGGGUGGUGUGCGGCUGUCUGUACGGGGCGGCGGCCUCCGCCCUGGGCCUCUUCGUCUUCACCCACCACUGUGCCCGGCGCAGGGACGUCAGGGCCUCCUGGCGCGCCUGCCGGCCCCCCGCCUCGGCCCCCCGCGCCUCCCCGCGGGCCGCGCCCGCCGCCCCCGAGGACGGGUCCCCGGUGUUCGGAGAGGGGCCCCCGUCCCUCAAGUCGUCCCCGAGCGGCAGCAGCGGCCACGCGCCGCCCCCGGGGCCAACCUGCAAGCUCACCAACCUGCAGCUGGCGCAGAGCCAGGCGUGCGAGGCGGGGGAGCCCGAGCCCCCGGGCCCCCGGGCGGCGCCCGGCCCGCGCCACCCCAACAACCUGCCCCACGGCCGCCGGGGCCACAAGAGCCGGGCCAAGGGGCACCGCGCGGGGGAGGCCGGCGGCAAGAACCGGCUCCGGGCGCUGCGCGGGGGCGCGGCCGGGGCGGCCGAGCUGCCGUCCAGCGAGAGCGGCAGCCCGCACCACAGCCCGUCCGACAGCUACCUGGGCAGCAGCCGCGACAGCCCGGGCGCCGGCCCCCGGCCGGAGGGCGAGCCCGCGCUCACGCCGUCGGAGGGCAGCGACACGAGCGCCGCGCCGCCCCCCGAGGCCGGCCGGCCGGGCCAGCGCCGCAGCGCCAGCCGCGACAACCUCCGGGGCGGCGGGGCCGGCGCGCUGGAGAAGGAGAGCAAGCGCCGCUCCUACCCGCUCAACACGGCCAGCCUGAACGGCGCCCCCAAGGGCGGCAAGUACGACGACGUCACCUUGAGCGGCGCGGAGGCGGCCGGCGGCGGCGGCGGCUGCAUGAAGACCGGGCUCUGGAAGAGCGAGACCACCGUCUAGGGCGGGGGCGGGCGCCGCAUCGGGGCGGGCUGGGCGCGCGGGCUCGUGACCCCGCUUCUCGGGGGCCCUCAGAGACGUCGAUCGGUACGCCCCCAGGCUGGAGGUAGCGGUGCCUCGCUGCACCCGGGCUCGCCAGCUUUAGACCUGGAGGCCGGGGAAGGGACGGGCACAGGCCUGUCACUGCGAAGAGGGCCGUCCCUCUGGGGUAGCGACAGACAAUCCCUGAACCGCAGGCAGGAUACGUUUCCGGCCCGGCGCAGGCUGGUUUCGGCAGCACCUGCCGUCCAGGCUUGGGGGAAAGGUCCUGUCGGUCUGUAGAGUGACCAAGAGUGGCAGGCAUAGCUCAGGCGGGCUCCUCCUAAGGUACUCCCCGCACCUCCCGCUGGCAGCCAUCAGCCCUAUCGGGAACACACAGGUGACCGAAGGCUGAGUAAGGUGUUCUCUCCUCACUGCCCUUCUAUGAAAUCACCCGUCUGUGCCCAGGUGCUAGGGCCUCUCCCUCACCCAGUUUCUGGCUAACCAGGGAGCCAGCCUAGCAGACCAGUCAGGUGACCAGGACCCAUGGGAGGAAACAAGGUGCUGUUUUUCGGAUUAACUAUGCAAGAGGAGACGGUGGAGCAGUGCGAAAAGGCAGCUGCAGGGAGGGACUAGCUCUCUGGAAGGGGGGGAGGUGGAAGGGUGCACGAGUAGGGCUGGAGGCCAUUCCCACAGGACUGGGACACACACCACACAGCGGGGCUCGAGGGGGCACUUCAGGAUGAAGCCCAGGCCCCACAUCUAAGAUACUGCCUGCCAGGUGCCUGGCGAUGAUGUGAGGGAAGCAGAGAGAGCUGGUGCCUAGAUCUGGGGCUGAAGCUAGUCCUGCCUUAAACCUAGUCCCAUUAAAAACAGAAACAAAAAACGCUCUGAAGAGGGGCGCCACCGCCAGGCUGCAGGGGAUGCUGCAGAAGCACUUACUGCUGGAUGACAGGGCCCCAGCCUCAGCCUCCCACCUCCCAGGGACUGAGGAGGAGCACUCCCUCCCUCCAUAAGGCCCUAUGGGAGAACCCUUCCAAUGAGUUGAUCUCUAGCUCCAUAUUAGGAAGAAACCUCCAAAACAUCACACCAGCUUCUCGCCUCACUGAAGCCCCUGCCAAGGCCCCGAGGCAGUGGGUGGGGCCCCUGCAGCUCACCUGGGGCCUGCACCUUCACUACUUGUAAACCCCAGCACACGUAUUUUUCCCAACCUAAAAAGCAACCACCAGCCUUUGGUUACAGGCAAUGCAAGUGGAGGGAACCUCGGGCCUCAUGAAAAGCAACAGGGAAAGCCGGCCCAGUCUCCACGUCACCACGGCCUGAUCGCCAAGGCGAGAGAAGACAGAGGAGAAGGGAGAAAACCCGCACGCCUCAGGAUGGGCCCUGUUAUUUAUGCUUGCUGCACACAGUAUUAGACAGAAAAAAAAAAAAAGCAAAAAAAAAAAAAAAGCUUCGUAUUAUUCUUCCACGUAUGCUGGCUGCUGUUUACAUACCCUGCCAAUGCCUUAGCACUGGAGAGCUUUUUGCAAUACGCUGGGGAAAGGGGAGGGAGGGGAUGAAAAGUGCCAAAGAAAACAUGUUUUUAAAAGCUCGGGUUUUAUACAAUAGAAUGUUUUCUAGCAGAUGCCUCUUGUUUUAAUAUAUUAAAAUUUUGCAAAGCCCUU
This is a messenger RNA of Hippopotamus amphibius kiboko, 6062 nucleotides long. It is a transcript of the gene ADGRA2, whose product is annotated as adhesion G protein-coupled receptor A2. Gene Ontology annotation, biological process: G protein-coupled receptor signaling pathway; sprouting angiogenesis; cell surface receptor signaling pathway. Gene Ontology annotation, molecular function: protein binding; G protein-coupled receptor activity. The transcript is spliced from 19 exons. NCBI's taxonomy places the organism in Eukaryota, Metazoa, Chordata, Mammalia, Artiodactyla, Hippopotamidae. The record is from RefSeq and is a predicted model, not a curated record. Bases 382 to 4383 code for a protein of 1333 amino acids. Gene Ontology annotation, cellular component: Wnt signalosome; plasma membrane.